AUGGAAGAGAAGGUGCCCCUCGUCCCGGACACGCACGAGCACAUCAAGGCGCCGCCACCGGACGAGACGAUGCCAUCUCGCAAGACAAGGAGGACGCGACUCCAGAUGGCGGCUUUUGUGUUGCUCUUCAGUCUGUUCUGGCUGGCACGCACCUUCACAUGUACAGACAUGCACGACGAGGCCGACACAAAGGUACCGGUCGAUGUGCACAUCAUGUCAAAGUGUCCAGAUGCGCGCGACUGCCUGAAGAAGCUCGUCUUGCCCGCCAUGGCCAACGUGUCGGACAAGGUAGACUUCCGCUUGAGCAUGAUCGGAAGCCUGACAGCAGACGACGGCGUUGAAUGCAAACACGGCCAAACAGAAUGUCUAGGCGACAUUGUCAUGCUGUGCGCCGCAUCCGAGUACCCCGAUCCUAAGCUCUACCUUGGUUUCACCAACUGCCUUACAAACGACUAUUCCGAGAUACCCGCCCGCUCCCUCAUCGAAGAUUGCGCGCUGGAGCAUGGCCUGGACUUUGGCGUGCUCAACGAUUGCAUGAGCAAGGAGAACGGCGCAUACGGCAUGGGUCUUUUGCGAGAUAGCGUGCAGCAUAGUAGCCAUGUAGGCGUCACCACCAGCUGUACCGUGAGAUUGGACGACAAAGUGCGCUGUGUUACCGAUGGAGGCAAGUUCAAGGACUGCGAGGGUGGAGAAAAGCCAGAGGAUCUGAUUCGGGACAUUGAAAGACUGUACCAUGAAGCGCAGGGUUGGACAUACUCUUGA
Messenger RNA from Alternaria burnsii, 762 nucleotides. RefSeq lists its product as uncharacterized. Gene Ontology annotation, molecular function: oxidoreductase activity, acting on a sulfur group of donors, disulfide as acceptor. NCBI's taxonomy places the organism in Eukaryota, Fungi, Ascomycota, Dothideomycetes, Pleosporales, Pleosporaceae. The transcript is spliced from 2 exons. The record is from RefSeq and is a predicted model, not a curated record. The coding region runs from base 1 to 762 and encodes 253 amino acids.